Molecule: messenger RNA, 924 nt
Organism: Erythranthe guttata (spotted monkey flower)
Lineage: Eukaryota; Viridiplantae; Streptophyta; Magnoliopsida; Lamiales; Phrymaceae
Source: RefSeq, a predicted model, not a curated record
AUGUCAAAUUCUCCAAUUAAAAUUGAAGAAUAUUUUUUAGAGUUUUUGAAUGUUGAAGAUACAACUGGUUUGGGACUUUUCAAUGAAUUGCAAGUUAUUUUACAAUCUUUAGAACUUGAUAUUGAUAAUGUGAGGGGGCAAGGCUAUGAUAAUGGCUCUAAUAUGAAAGGUAAACAUCAAGGUGUGCAAAAAAGAUUGCUUGAUAUUAAUUCUAGAGCAUUUUAUAUGCCAUGUGGUUCUCAUUGUCUCAAUUUAGUUGUUUGUGAUAUGGCAAAUUCUUGUGUUAGAGCAAAAUCAUUUUUUGGAGCAUGUCAAUGCAUAUACAACGUAUUUGCUAAUUCUACAAAGAGAUGGAAUGUUUUGCUUGAGUAUGUUGAUGAAUUAACUUUGAAAUCACUGUCUACAACAAGAUGGGAAAGUCAUAUUGAAUCUGUAAAAGCAAUAAAAACUCAAGCCUCUAAAAUUAGAGAAGCUUUGUUUAAGUUGGUAGAAAUCAGUGAGGAUGCGAAAUUAAGUAGAGAUGCCGAAACUUUAGCAUCCGAUAUUGCUAUAGGUCAAUUGAAGAGCAGGUUUGAACAAUUGCAAUACUUUGAAUCUAUAUUUGGUUUCUUAUUUGAUGUUACGAAAUUGAUUUCAUUGGAUGAUGGUGAUUUGAUGAAUGCUUGUGUGAAACUUGAAAAUGCUUUGAAACAUGGUGAUGCUUCUGAUAUUGAUGCAAAAUGUUUAUGUUCAGAAUUAGAAGUGUUACGAGUGAUGUUACCGAAUGAAUCAUGUGAUAGAAGUAAGCCAUGGGCCGCUAUUCAAAUAUUAGAGUUUGUAAAAAAGAUGGAUAUGUUUCCACAUGUCAUGAUUGCUUAUAGAAUAUUGUUGACGAUACCCGUAAUUGGCUACUUGAAGGACAAAAUGGUGGCUCUUCGGCUAUAA